AUGUGCGUGUUGUUUCAAGACGCCGGACGUGUUGUAAGGCCGACAAACAUAGAAAAAACAAUCACUUGUUCUAUCCGGAUGACAGCCAUCGUCUUUGCGAUCACCAAGUAUUGCAUUUCAUUCAAACCUUUUUUCAUCAUUCUUUUGAAUUCUUCCUCAUUCAAUUUCUCUCUUCUUUUCUUUUCUUUUCUUUUCUUUCUUUCUUUUUCGAAUGCGUCCUCAUCCAUUUUCUUUAAUUCGCGUUUCUUUCUUUUUCUUUAUAAUUCUUCCACAUUCAGUUUUUCUCAUACACUUUCUUUUCUAUCUUUUUAUCAUUCUUGCUUUCUACCUCAUCCACAUUUAGUUUUUCUCAUACACUUUCUUUUUUAUCUUUUUAUCUUUCUUUCUUUCUACUUCUUCCGAGUCCAGUUUUUCUCAAACACUUUUCGUUCUUUUUCUUUAUUUCUUUCUCUCUUACGAAUUAUUCCACAUUCUGUUUCUUUCUUCCUAUUUCUUUCAUUCUCCUUCCUUUCAUUCAUUCUCCUUUCUUUCUUUCUUUCUUUCUUUCAAAUUCUUCCUUAUUCAUUUUCAUUCAUUGCCUUCUUUUUUUUUUUACAUUUAGAAUUCUCUCCCAUCCAGCUUCUCUUUGCUUUUAUUCUUUCCUUAUGUCUUUCUAACCUUGUUGUUCCGUUCAUUUUCUUCGCCUUUUAG
Messenger RNA from Acanthosepion pharaonis, 690 nucleotides. The record is from the annotation of a GenBank genome assembly. Lineage: Eukaryota; Metazoa; Mollusca; Cephalopoda; Sepiida; Sepiidae.